Exophiala aquamarina CBS 119918 is the source of this 2721-nucleotide messenger RNA. Its product is annotated as SCY1 protein kinase. The record is from RefSeq and is a predicted model, not a curated record. NCBI's taxonomy places the organism in Eukaryota, Fungi, Ascomycota, Eurotiomycetes, Chaetothyriales, Herpotrichiellaceae. The transcript has a single exon. Bases 1 to 2721 code for a protein of 906 amino acids. Gene Ontology annotation, biological process: protein phosphorylation. Gene Ontology annotation, molecular function: ATP binding; protein kinase activity.
AUGUUUUCGUCCGCUUUCAAAACCUUUUCGUCUAACAUUUCAUCCAACUAUGAAAUAUCAAAACAGGCAUCUUCCACUGUAGGCACAUGGACUGUCUUUGACGCUAGGAAGAAGAGCACCGGGUCGGAAGCCUCUAUCUUUGUCUUUGAUAGGAAAUCGCUCGAGGUCAGCAGCAAUGGCUUUGGCGCACGCACAAGUUCCACUUCAAUUCGCAAGGCACAAGAAGAAGUUGUCGAACGCCUGAAAAAAGAGGCUAGUAGCCUUGCCCGUCUACGGCAUCCAUCUAUCCUGCAGCUGGUAGAGCCCGUCGAAGACACCCGAAAUGGUGGCCUCAUGUUUGCUACUGAGCCUAUCCAGUGCUCACUCUCUGCCGCUCUCGCUCAAAAGGACAGAGAUAGUGGCCGGUCUAUUCGUGGCGCAUCAAAACAUGUUUCAGACGAAGGAAAUCCCUCGCGGGCGCUCAACGACGCUGAACUCGAUGAAUUGGAGAUUCAGAAAGGCUUGCUUCAGGUUGCAAAAGGCCUCGAAUUUUUACACGAUUCUGCAAAAUUGGUGCAUGGCAAUUUGAAUCCAGACGCGAUUAUCAUUAACGCAAAAUCGGACUGGAAGAUCUCUGGACUAGCUUUUGCCGGACCACCUGACGGGGCGGAAGGCCACCAACCAGUUCCUCAAAUCUCGCUUUCUGAAGUUCUUCACAAUGAUGCCCGGAUACCUCGAUCUGUUCAACUAAAUCUCGACUAUACCUCUCCUGAUUUUGUCCUUGACUCGAACAUUAAUUUCUCCGCGGAUAUCUUCUCUCUCGGGUUGGUAAUUCUGGCAUGCUAUCGCCAACCUCAUCGGUCACCGGUUGAGACGCACAGCAACCAAUCUACGUACAAAAGAAUAUUCAGCAGCGCUUCCACUGUCCCUUCCAGUGCGAAUAAUUAUUUCUCUGAAAAUUCCUUACCCCGCGAAUUGAACGCCACGCUUCCACGCAUGCUCACCAGAAGACCCGCUCAACGGCUCACGGCGAAUGAGUUUCAACAAUCAGAUUAUUUUGACAACAUCCUUGUCAAUACGAUGAGAUUCUUGGAUGCAUUUCCAGCGAAGACUUCUGCGGAGAAAUCGCAAUUCAUGAAGGGCCUUGGCCGGGUGAUGGCUCAAUUCCCCCCCUCGGUACUGGGCAAGAAAAUCCUAAGCGUGCUCCUAGACGAAAUGAAAGAUCGAGAGUUGCUACCCUUGAUAAUGCAAAAUAUCUUCCAUAUCAUUAAGGUAAUUCCGUCGAGAAAGGAGGUCGUCACCGACAAGGUCUUACCUCGCAUGAGAGAAAUAUUUCUGUCAAAACCGAAAUCUGAAGAACGGGAUACUAGCAAGGAGGCUGCCUUGAUUGUUGUCCUCAACAACAUCCAGAUCAUCGCUGAGAAUUGCUCGGCAAAGCAAUUCAAAGAUGAUGUCCUUCCCAUCGUAUUCGUCGCGAUGGAGUCAUCAACCCAUUCUCUAACCGACGCCGCGCUUCAAACAUUGCCCGUCGUACUACCGUUGAUCGACUUCUCCACCGUGAAGCAUGACCUCUUCCCUGUCGUUGCGAAUGUGUUUAGCAAAACCAAUAGCUUGAGUAUCAAGAUUCAAGGUCUUGAGGCUCUGGGUGUAUUGUGUGGUGCUUCCACUGCCAUAGAAAAGAGUCAAGUGGACGACUAUUCUGGGACGGUACCGACCGAAACACAAGAAAAGAAUAUGUCGAGCCUUGACAAAUUCACAAUGCAGGAAAAGGUUAUCCCUCUGUUGAAGGCUAUUAAAACCAAGGAGCCGGCAGUAAUGAUGGCAGGCCUCAAGGUGCUUCGCCAAAUUGGUCAAGUUGCGGACACAGAAUUUUUGGCUCUGGAAGUGAUGCCAAUACUUUGGUCUUUCAGCCUCGGUCCACUACUUGACCUGGGCCAAUUCAAAGCAUUUGUGGAAGUGAUCAAGUUCCUUUCGGCGAAGGUGGAGCAAGAACAGACUCGAAAAUUGGGGGAGCUAUCAUCAGGACGGUCAACAGGCUCCAGGACUGCUCCCAAUGCCCAGACAUCCCUGGUUAAUGGCUUGAAUCGUGCUGUCGAUGGCAGUGGCACAGAGGAGGAUUUCGAAAAACUGGUUCUUGGCAACAAAAGCGCCGAGAAGAACGAGAUCUUUGCAGGGGCAUUUUCUGAUGGACAGAAGCUCACUCCAAACGCCCCUACAUUUUCUUGGUCAUCGGUUGGUCCUGCAUCAACUCAAGCUCGACCUUCAAUGCCCAGUUUACAGCCACAACCAAUAUCAAGGUCCAUAACUCCGGAUGUCAGUAUCGCCGCAUUUCCUAGUCUGCAACCCGCACCAUUGUCAUCUGCUUCUGCCUGGGGAGCAUCACCCUCACCUCCAGUAGCAGGGUUCCAACAGCGACAACAACCCUUACAACCAACCAACUAUUUUUCAAGCCCUCCUAUUUCGUCGCCCCCUCCAAGCAAUAGCUCAUGGCAGCUUCCGCCACCACCGGGUCCUCAAAGCAUUGCAAGCAACCAGUUUCGACAAACAAUUCCUCCACCACCACAGAAAAACAUGCAGCAGAACCCAUGGCAGCAACCCAGUUACAUGACAGCCACAGCGCCCUCGAUAGCCGGGCCUCCUAGCUCCACAAACAACAUCUUACAGCCACAAAAUAAAUUUUCACGACCACCUCAGCAGUCGCCACAAAAGCAAGGACUUGAUAAGUAUGAAUCGUUACUUUGA